GAAAAAGACAAUUACAUAUUUGAAUAUCUAAUCGAUUCGUCAAUAACAUCGAUUAAUAGUGCUGUGACUUAGUUGUAUUGGAUUGUUUUUGUACAAAUAGUUUAAUCGAAUCGAAUUUUGAUUGAUUAAUUAAUUAAUUAUAUUAUAAUCGAUGAAUUAUGAGACAAUGAAAUGACUGAAUGCAGUGUUCGUGAGUCAUGAAACAGUCGUUUGCUGUAAAUUUUACAGUGAUUGUGUAAAAAUGAAGAUGUCUGCAGCUGACAGCCAGGAAUCUGGCAGUCCACCUCCAAGUCCAUCCGAAUCUACAACCUCAGAGACAGCUCCCACCCUAGUACAUAUCAAACAAGAAAACAUGGUGCCUGGAAUAGACAGCAAGAAAUACUUCGGAGCCGCUGACUUCGGCCUCCCAGACACAUACCUACCGCAGAGCUUCUCUGAAUAUAGCCGUGUUUACAGACCAUUAGAUAUCCCUAACCAAGGCUUUUUAGACCAUGUAUUGAAAAUACCAAACGGGAAAGACGAUGAUGGCAAAGAGGACAAUGUGUCGGAAAGUUCUGACUUCAAUCUACCGUCAGAGUUACUGUUUAAGUCUGGUGGGAUUUUUGCGCGGAUUAAUAUUACAAAUGGUACGAAGUAUGGACCGUUCAAUGGAAAGUGGGAAACGCAACCGUUGGACAGGAGAUUUGCUUGGGAGGUACUUGGCAAGAAUGGUGUCCGAGGUUGGCUAGAUGGUACUACAGACAAGUCGAAUUGGCUGAAAUUCGUGCGAUCUACAAACUAUUCGCACGAUGUUAAUGUUCAACAUUUGUUACUCGCUGGACAAAUUUGGUACAAAGUAACCCGUGAUAUCCCGUCAGGACAAGAACUGUUAUUGGGACCUAGGACACCUCUACCCUUGCAAGAUGUGCUGGCUGCUGGUGUUUCAGGCCGUGAAGGAUCCAGUGUGAACUCGUCGAGUGGCUCGCAGGCUCUUACGGAAGACGAAGAACGUGAAGAUACGGAACCCCGCUGCUCCUUCUGCGACGCACCCUUUCCUAAUAUUGACGCACUCGACCGUCACCUUAUCCAAGCGCACGCGCAACCCGCAGCAGCCUACCACUGCGAACUCUGCAACCGAGCCUACAGCUCCAGAGCCCUCCUCUUGCGACACCGGGCCCUCACCCACACGGACAUUAGGAAAUACCCCUGCGAGAACUGCCCUAAGGUAUUUACCGAUCCUUCCAACCUCCAGCGCCACAUCCGCGCGCAGCACGUGGGCGCGCGCAGCCACGCCUGCCCCGAGUGCGGCAAGACCUUCGCCACCUCCUCCGGCCUCAAGCAGCACACGCACAUACACUCCAGCGUCAAGCCGUUCCAGUGCAAGGUCUGCUUUAAGGCAUACACGCAAUUCUCAAACUUGUGCCGACACAAACGGAUGCAUGUUGCGUGCAGAGCUCUAGUGGAAUGCGGAAAAUGUGGACAAUCAUUCACAUCCUAUGCUUCUCUGACCAAGCAUAAGAGAUUCUGCGACACCGCCACUUCUAACGUUAACCUACGAGGACAAUUGCCGCAAGGACUUCCCCAAAUUUCGCCAAUACCCAACGUCAUGAAUACUCCAAAUAAUAACAAUCCGUUCCCAAUGUACAGGCCGACGUUGCCUUUACCAUACAAUACUUUUGCUCAUUACCCGGCUCUGUUCUCUGCUGCAGCUGCAGCUUGUCCUCCAGAAUUCCUUAGUCCACUUCUUUUUAAUGUACAAGGAGCAAGAUUGGCCAUGGAACAAGAUAUGGCAUACAAUGCAAACUUGGUAGCAAAGCAACAGCAAGAAGGACGCAUGUCUGUUAAAAGUGUUGAUAGUUCAGCUUCUAUUGAAGACGUGAAGAAAAAAGAUGACAUUGAUAUGAGUAAAAAAGAUGACGAACGGUCAACGCCAAAACCACAGAAUAUGUUUGGACAACAAUCAUCUCCAUCUGCUGACGAAAUGAAUGCUAAGCAACACUCCUCACUUAUGUCACUGUCUCAAUCGCUAGCUCCGUUCAAUUUCCUACGAGACGAAGUGAAACAUUCACCAUACAAUUUAUCUUUGAAACUAAACAACAAUGACAUAACUGAAGCUAAACCAUCUUCGCCAUCACCGAAAGAUUUAACAAAAAAUAUGAAAGAAAUAGAAAAUAAUUCCAAAUAUUCUGACGAUGAAGAAACUGAAACCAAAAAGGAACAGAACGACCAACCAUUGGAUUUAUCCAUUACCAAGAAACAGAAUGACAAAGAAUCUGAAGCGGAAAACGAUGAUCGUUCCUUUCGCAAUUCAUCCGUUAAAUCUUACUCGCCGCCUGAAAGUCCCGUAAUGAGGGAAAGUAAGACUCCAGAAAAUGAAACGACAGAUGUUGACGUAGAAGCAGUGGAAUUGAAACGAGAGGAUUCACCACAAAUUGUAUCUCCUCCCUUAGCUUUUCCGAUGCCCGUACACCCGCAACACAACACGAGCCUCAUCGAUGCGAUGUACCGACCGCGCUUCCCGCCAUUUCAGCCAUCUGAUUCUAUUCUGAACUCGCACUCUCCCUACGUUCCGAGUCCGUUUAAUUUUUUAUCCCCACUUCUCGGUACUGACGGGCCAGAAAGGCAGCCCAGUGCUUACGCGAAAUUUCGAGAACUGAGCGCCGGGUCGGGAAAGCUGCGAGAUCGUUACGCGUGCAAAUUUUGCGGGAAAGUGUUCCCUCGGAGCGCGAAUUUAACCCGCCAUCUUCGCACGCACACCGGCGAACAGCCUUACAAGUGCAAAUACUGCGAACGCUCCUUCUCUAUAUCGUCGAACUUGCAGCGCCACGUGCGCAACAUUCACAACAAGGAGCGGCCGUUCCGGUGUCCUCUGUGUGAUCGGUGUUUCGGUCAGCAAACAAACUUGGACCGGCAUUUGAAGAAACACGAAGCUGAGGGGGGGGAUUCUCCUAGUUCCGCGGACACGGAGCAAGAUGCGUGUUUCGAUGAUAUUAGGUCGUUUAUGGGGAAAGUGACUUGUUCCCCCGGGGGCCGGUCCCCCGCGGGUUCGUCCCCGCACCCCCCUCACCCCUCUCACCCCCCGCACCCCGCACACGCCCCGCGGCCCCCGCUUGCUAUCUCCACCUAGCCAACGAUGUACCCGAUGCUGAUGUGGCAUCAACGCUUCGAAUAACGUGUAACAUCGUAAUGUUUUUAAUGAACUCUACUAGGUGAAUAAAUAGAUAGUUAUGUCAUUUGGAAUAGUGGAAAUGUGAAAUGUUAAGAGAGAUGGAUAACGAUAUUGGAAUGACGUAUUUAAUUUCAAUUUAAGUAUUGUUUUGUACUUAAUUAAUAUAAAUCGAAAUUCUAAUACAUUUUUAUGAAUCCGUCAUUCAUGGGGCAGGCUUUCUGUUGGAAAACGUAAUGAUUUGGUAAUAAUGAUGACUCUCUAGUAUUCAAUGAUAGCAAUAGCUUGUUAGUCGUAACAUUUCAAUAUUUAAGUGAUAGUGCUUAAUUAAAUAUUUGUAAAUAUAAAGUUAAGUUAUCCUUAAUAGUAAUUAUAUUUAGAUUAUAAAUUCGUAUUAAAAAUGCGAGUAACGACAAUUUUUGUUCCUAGAUUUAGUUGUGAUUGCAGUUUUUUGUAAAUAACUAUUUACGUAUAGGAUAGAUUUAAUAAAACGAUUAGAUUUUUGUAAAUAAAUUAUAAAAAUAAACCCCACGAUGAAAUAUAUUGGGCUGACGAUAUGAAUUAUUAUUUGGUAAAAUUUAAGGUAAAAUUUAGUACUGUUAGAAAUAUAAUAUAAUGUAACUAAGUACACCAAAAUUUUAAUACUAGUGUAAGAAAUCUAAACAUUGUCGUGGGAUAUAAUUUUAUUAUGAUUGGCUUAAAUCGAAAUUCAUGAUUUUCAAUCGUUUUAGUCAAAAAUUCUACCAAAGCAUUGAUUCAAAAAUUAUGAGUAUCAAAAUUGUAAUAUAAGUUCAUUGGAGUAUAAAUUCGUUGAUAAAUUAAGUCGGGAAUAAUAUCAAUUUUAUUUUGUUAAAUUUGUUAUUUACACGUUAUUGUAAAUAUAUAAAUACAUAUUAGGUUUUCGAGCAUACGUUACUUUAAAUGAAGCUCAAUUGGUUAGCUGUUUUAAAUUAAACGAAGAGCUAUAUUAUAAAUGUAAGUUUUAAUCGAUAUGAAAUAAAAUAUAACAUCUUUACAUCUAUUUAUAAUAUAUUCUAGAAUAACUUUCCAUUCACUAAAGGUUUAAACUACUUUUAAUAUACAUAUUCUAUAAAUGCUACAAAUAAAAAUGCACAUUAAAUAUUACAUAAAUUUGUUUCGAUAAUAACCUUAAGUGAGUGGCGGUUUAUAAAUAAUUUUAAUGUUUAGAACAGUGUUUUAACAAAUUUGUAUUUACGGUGAUCAAUGCAAUAUUUCUACUUUGACAAUGUUUACGUUUAGAUCACGAAUUCGGAUUUAAAGGUAUUUAGGCAAAGGUUUAAUUAAUAUAAAAUGUAAAGCCUAUUUAUCCAAUUUCGUGAGAUAAACAACAGAUCACACAGCACUAGUUCUAUAAGAUUUUUGUCACGAUUUAUCGCGUCUUGACACAAGUAUUCUAAAUCUGCAAAGACUCUUCCCUCUAUUGUAAAGCAUCAACAAAUAAAAGUUAUA
Messenger RNA from Colias croceus (clouded yellow), 4615 nucleotides. RefSeq names its product histone-lysine N-methyltransferase PRDM16-like. The coding region runs from base 242 to 3106 and encodes 954 amino acids. Gene Ontology annotation, cellular component: nucleus. Gene Ontology annotation, molecular function: DNA-binding transcription factor activity, RNA polymerase II-specific; RNA polymerase II transcription regulatory region sequence-specific DNA binding. The record is from RefSeq and is a predicted model, not a curated record. Gene Ontology annotation, biological process: regulation of transcription by RNA polymerase II. The transcript is spliced from 8 exons. NCBI's taxonomy places the organism in Eukaryota, Metazoa, Arthropoda, Insecta, Lepidoptera, Pieridae.